GAGUGGCCUCACAAGAUGGCGGCGCGCUGGGAGCGUAGCAUCUGCGUUUCUAGGAGCUUGGCUGUGUGCGUGGGUUAGACUCUUGGGCUUGUGCAGGCCCCAGCUAUACGCGCCGUCCGGCAGCUACAUUGGCUUACGAGAUGGCUCUAAGUAAAUCGAUGCAUGCAAGAAAUAGAUACAAGGACAAGCCACCGGACUUUGCAUACCUGGCAUCCAAAUAUCCAGAUUUUAAGCAGCAUAUUCAGAUAAAUCUGAGUGGGAGAGUAAGUCUCAAUUUCAAAGACCCUGAAGCAGUCAGAGCUCUGACUUGUACUCUCCUAAGAGAAGACUUUGGACUUUCUAUUGAUAUUCCUUUAGAGAGACUAAUUCCCACAGUUCCCUUGAGACUCAACUAUAUUCACUGGGUAGAAGAUCUGAUUGGUCACCAGGUUUCUGACAAAAGUACCCUCCGAAGAGGAAUUGACAUAGGUACUGGGGCAUCCUGCAUCUAUCCCUUACUUGGAGCAACCUUAAAUGGCUGGUAUUUCCUGGCAACAGAAGUGGAUGAUAUGUGUUUCAAUUAUGCCAAGAAAAAUGUGGAACAGAAUAACCUAUCUGAUCUCAUUAAAGUGGUAAAAGUGCCACAAAAGACACUACUAAUGGAUGCACUUAAAGAAGAGUCUGAGAUCGUUUAUGACUUCUGCAUGUGCAACCCUCCCUUUUUUGCUAAUCAAUUGGAAGCUCAGGGUGUAAACUCUCGGAAUUCUCGAAGACCUCCACCAAGUUCCGUAAAUACAGGAGGCAUAACAGAAAUCAUGGCAGAAGGAGGUGAACUAGAAUUUGUUAAAAGGAUAAUCCAUGACAGUUUACAACUUAAAAAAAGAUUAAGGUGGUAUAGCUGUAUGCUGGGGAAGAAAUGCAGUCUGGCCCCACUGAAGGAAGAGCUCAGAAUCCAAGGGGUUCCUAAAGUCACCUUCACAGAGUUCUGUCAAGGCAGGACAAUGAGAUGGGCCUUAGCUUGGAGUUUUUAUGAUGAUGUCACAGUACCGUCACCUCCAAGUAAACGAAGAAAAUUAGAAAAGCCAAGGAAACCCAUUACAUUUGUGGUAUUGGAGUCUGUGAUGAAAGAAUUAUCCCUCAAAGCCUCAUCUUUGGGCUCUGAGACAGUGGAAGGUAUAGGAGUUGUGACAACAUGGAUAGAAAGAAUUCUCACUGAUCUGAAGGUUCACCAUAAACGAAUUCCAUGUGGAAAAGAAGAAGUUAGCAUUUUCCUGACAGCCAUAGAAAACUCUUGGAUUCAUUUAAGGCGGAAGAAAAGAGAGCGAGUGAGACAACUAAGGGAGGUGCCCCGAGCACCUGAGGAUGUUAUCCUAGCCUUGGAGGAGAGAAAGUCCACUCCCAAAGAGUUGCGUGGUAGCCAAGAUGUGGUCCCAUGCUCCCAGGAGAGUGCCUUGUGUGGCCUUGCUGUACCGGAAGGCAAGUCUGCCUCUGUUGGUGGCCAGUGCCUCAGCCAGGAGUCAUUUUGCCAGGAGGAAACUCUAGAAGCCAUGGAAGAUGAAAGGAGUGAGGAAAGGGGAGGGACAGAGGCCAUGGAAAGCUGUAAAGGCUCUAGCAAUGGGGCCCAGGAUGGAGAGGCUUCUGAGAAGGGAGACCACCUGGAUGGAGCAGCUGGACGCUACCUGUUUAAGUGCCUAAUCAACAUUAAGAAAGAAGUAGACGGCGCCUUAGUUGAAAUGCAUUGGGUUGAGGGCCAGAACAGGGAUUUGAUGAACCAGCUUUGCACCUACAUACGCAACCAAAUUUUGAGGCUUGUUGCUACUUAAUUCUUAAUUUCUUCUACAGUUAGAAAAGUGUCUGUAUAUGGCUGGGGAUAUGGUACAAUGACUGUAUGUGCUUAGCAUGCAGAAUGCACCCUGGCUGAGUCCCUAACAUCUAGCAUCAACACACACACACACACUCAACUAUAAAAUUGCUUUGGAGGUGUUUCCUAUUGGGAAGCCAGAGGAAUUUCACCACUGAUCCAUUAGUGACACCAUGUGGAAUCUUGUUACAAAGCAAAAAUUUAGUUGAAUGUGAUCUCUAACCCAAUCCCAAAACUUAAAGGCUGAGGCAGGAUGAUUGCUGAGUUUAAGGUCAGCCUAUGAUACAGAGAAAGACACUUGUUUAAAUAAAAAGAAGAAUAAAAGGAAAGCAGAAAUGAAUCCAUUUUUAACUCUUUCCCUCUUAAAGUUAUCUGGAGUUGUAUGUACAGUACUUGGCUCAGGAGGAAUUACAACAGCAGAUAAACUUAGGAGGAACCUAACUCCUACCCCAGCAGUUUAUCUCGGCCUGGCAGUGAUUCCCUGAGGCCAGAGGUUCUGUAUGUGUGGUCUGGUCUGGGUCAUUACUGCCUAGAAGAUGUCCAUUGCUAAGGGUUGCUUUGUGAAGAGGAUAUUAGUGUUCUCCAAUGGAGGUAACACAGCCAGCAGAUUGGAGGCCUGGGACUGCUCAUAGUUGCCUUCCAGGACACCUGCUUUCUCAGGUACCCAGAGUUGAUUGAGCCAGCCCUCAGAAAAGAGCUAGCCUGGUGAUAGGUGGCCAGGAUGUCUUGGAGAGACAUCUUCGGCCAAGGAGAGUGCCAGUCUGGGAACACAUGGGAAGGAGCGAUUGAUUUCCUCACUUGCUGCUGUUCUGAUAUUGCCUUUAUCAGAAGCAGAAUGGGGGAAGCAAAGUCUGAGCUGAGGCACAACAAAGCAUACCCACCCUCCUCCAGCCUACUGAUGGUAUUGUUUUCUAGCAGUUGUGCUGCUUUUAUUAACAUGUGAAGUGUAAUAUGUUUUGUUUUUAAUAUAAAACUUCAGAAUUGAAAACUGUUGAUCCUGUUUGAAUCUCAGAAUUGGGGCAAUAUUUUCUUGUAUUUGAGUUGGAUAAAUGUUUGAUGUGACAAAUGAGAAACUAA
Messenger RNA from Phodopus roborovskii (desert hamster), 2917 nucleotides. It is a transcript of the gene Mettl16, whose product is annotated as methyltransferase 16, N6-methyladenosine. The record is from RefSeq and is a predicted model, not a curated record. The transcript is spliced from 10 exons. Gene Ontology annotation, molecular function: 23S rRNA (adenine(1618)-N(6))-methyltransferase activity. The coding region runs from base 141 to 1802 and encodes 553 amino acids. Gene Ontology annotation, cellular component: nucleus. NCBI's taxonomy places the organism in Eukaryota, Metazoa, Chordata, Mammalia, Rodentia, Cricetidae. Gene Ontology annotation, biological process: rRNA base methylation.